AGAUGCACACGAGCAUACAACAGCAAAUACAGCUGCUCCAGGAUGUGACUGAUAUAGUGGAGGGUGUGUCGAGUAUGAAACUAGACAUGGCUCGAGCAAUCCCCGGGCGGAGUGCCGAGUUCUCAUCCGAUAUCAUCUCUCGCAGACCAGAGGUGGUGCAAAAGGUUUCAGUUCUGGGCCAAAUCAUACGGCAAUUAGAUGCCAAUCCUAAUUUAGUUUCGUCGCGACCUCUCCGGGACACUCUGGAGUCGCUCAGGAAUCCCAACAAAUUACGAGGCGAUAUUGAAGAUCUGAAGCACAGACAUGAGUACAGCUCCAUCUGCUCUCUGCUAAAUCUGGUGGCGAAUAUAAACUGGACCGAUAACGACCAUGAACCAGACCAAGUGGUGGGCACCAUAAAGAGCUCACAGCGCCAAACACACACAUUCCACUACGAAGCGUCGCGGUACUCCCGAGUGUUCAUUGCUAACCACCUAUGGGAUGUGGUGGAGCAGAUGGAGCAGCCGCAAACAGCCCUUGUGCCAAGAAGGGCAUGAGAACAAACCAACACAACACUUGAUGCACUUGGUACAAUUCAAUACCUCGGAAUCACGGGAACGCAUGCGAAUAAAUGACAUUUUAGACACACUAUAACACAUGAGAAUAGAUAAAAACUUUUGACACUAUAACACCGG
Molecule: messenger RNA, 674 nt
Organism: Sphaeroforma arctica JP610
Lineage: Eukaryota; Ichthyosporea; Ichthyophonida
Exons: 4
Source: RefSeq, a predicted model, not a curated record